CACAAAACUGUAUUCAGCCCAUCGUGCUAUCUCACCAGGUUGGUGGAGCACGACACUUCAUGGGGAAAUGAGCAUUCACUCCUCCCUUUUUUUUAAAAUUUCGUUUUAAUUUUUGUUUUGGUAAAACAGGGUUUCACUAUAAACUCGGGCUGGUCUGAACUCACUGUGUAGAUAGACCAGGCUGGUCUCAAACUCUCAGGGAUGCCUCUGCUAUCAGAGUGAUGGGAUUAAAGACAUGGACCAAGGCGCCUGGCUCAUUCCUCAUCCUCCGACUGUACUACUAGUGUGACUACUACUAGUCAAGCUUCCAGAGUUGGAAUCAGGAUUUCAACCUUCCACUCUCUUCCAAACCGCAACCGGUGACCCCUGGUACCAUCCCUUUUCCUUGUUCUGAUACUUCUGAAGUCCUUGUUCACGCAGACUUAGCCAAUCGCUUCCCAACCCGUCUACAACUAAAUCCACACGCGGCACAGAGCCAGCGGAGAGAACGGGUGGGGCUCCAGUCCGGGGUUCCCAGUGCUGCCUUUAGAGCCACCGCCCACCCUGUGACUCCUUCAACCCGGUCCUCCCAGCAACCCGUGCCACGGAAAGGCGGGGCUGGCCAAUCCAUAGCCACAGCCAAUCACACACGGUCCCCUAGUGAAGCCUGCAGUUGAUAACUUAAGUGACCCGAAACUUCUGGGGGCCCAGCCUAGAACGCGACGCUCCGCGAGUCUCGAGGUCCCGGAGCGCGGGACGGAGCGGAUCCGAGAGGCGUCUGGAGGAGGCCAGGGUGAGACCAGGUCCCUAGCGGAGCCCUCGGAAAGCUCGAAAAUGGAGCCGCCGCAGGUCCCCGCGGAGGCGCCACAACCCAGGGCCUCCGAAGACAGCCCGAGGCCGGAGCGGACCCGGAGGGAGGCGGCGGACGCGCAGUCCCAGGAGCUCCGGGAGAAAUCUCAGCCUCCCACCGGGUCCGGUUCCCCGCGCGUGCCGCCGCUCAGCCUGGGCUACGGCGCUUUCCGCCGCCUGGGCUCGUGCAGCCGCGAGCUGCCGUCCCCGAGCCACUCGUGCACCGAGCAGCCCCGGAAUGGCGAAGGGGAGCUGGAGCCUUGGACCGCGUCAGGAGAGCCCGCGCCGGGAUCCUGGGCGCCCGUGGAGCUGCAGGUGGACGUGCGCGUGAAGCCGGUGGGCGCCGCUGGGGCUAGUCGCGCGCCCUCGCCUGCGCCGUCCACGCGCUUCCUCACCGUUCCAGUGCCGGAAUCGCCAGCCUUUGCCCGCCGCUCGGCUCCCACUCCCCAGUGGCUGCCGCGCGCCCCGUCACCCGGCUCCACGUGGAGCCGAGGAUCGCCGCUUGCCGCGACCCCGACGGAGCCUAUCGGCCCCGCUGAGGGCUGCACCGUUCCCCCAGGCUCGCCCCCCUGCCGCUGCCGCUGCCCCUGCCGCGAGCCCGGGCUGACCAAGGAGGACGAUGCACUGCUGCAGCGCGUAGGCCUAGAUGGCAAGAAACUGCCGCGGGCCAUCACGCUCAUAGGGCUGCCCCAGUACAUGAAGUCUCUGCGCUGGGCUCUGGUGGUCAUGGCUGUGUUGCUAGCAGUCUGCACUGUGGCGAUUGUGGCACUGGCCUCUAGAGGCGGAGCCAAAUGCCAACCGUGCCCUCAAGGCUGGAUGUGGUCUCAGGAACACUGUUACUACCUCUCUGAAGAAGUCCAAGACUGGGAGAGCAGCCAAGCAUUUUGCUCAGCCCACCAGGCCACACUGCCUCUGCUGAACCACACCCAGGACUUCUUAAGAAAAUACCAGGUCACCAAGGGCUCCUGGGUGGGGGCCCGACGAGGCCCUGAAGGCUGGCACUGGACUGAUGGGGUUCCCUUGCCAUCCCAACUGUUCCUGGAAGACAGUGAGGACCACCCAGACUUCAGCUGUGGGGGUUUGGAAGAAGGCAGGCUCGUGGCUCUUGACUGCAGCUCUCCCAGACCCUGGGUCUGUGCCAAAGGAACCAAAUGACUUAGUCUCCUGUUAUCAGACCUGUCUGCUGCUGUAUCCAUUGCUUUUGCUUUGGUGACAGGAACAACUUCAAAGAGGCAAGAAUUACCAGGCUCACGGUUUCAGAGGGUUGCACCUGGCAGAGCUGCCCAGUCCGCAGCGGCCGAGGAAGAGCUGGAGCCAGGAGUGGGAAGAUCCUUCAAAGGCCUGUCACUGUUGACAUACCUCCACAGACAGGCUCUACCUCCUAAGACUCCCAAGUCACCCUAAACACAGCACUACCAGCCGUGAGCAAACUUGUGCCAGACAUUUCAGCAUCAAUCCAGAGCACUCCUGUAACAAAUACCCUGAAGAUUCAUGGCUGUCUUGCUUUGUUUUGAGACAGGCUCUCCUGGCCUGGAACUUACUGUGAGGGGGUGUGCCACCACACCCAGCCCGUGGUUAACUCAUGAUGCAAAAUGUAUUCAGUCUAAUUUCCACAGACUCUAGUCUUAACAGUCCCAACAUUGUUCAGAAGUCCAAAGACACUUCAGGCUGGUGGUCCCCGCAGCCAUGGGAGGAGGAGCUGCACCAAACCUCCCCACCUUCCAUUUCCUUCCUCAGUCAGCCUCAUGCUCCAUAGAAGUUUCUGCUUGCCAAGCUGGGGCACUUCUGGUCUUCUGACCAGGCAGCCCUACCUUCUCUGCCUUGCCACAACCUUAAGAGAUGAGCUAGCUGGGAGCCCGGGAGUCCCCAAAGGGAGGCACCAAACCUAUUCUGAGAUGGGCUGGCUGGGACCAAAUGUAAAGGGGUGGGCACCCCCACCCCCAAAAAAAUCCACAAGUUCACACACUAAAAUAAAAUCUUUUUUUUUUUUAAGACUGGGCCCUCAUAAGAUGGUUUAGCAGGUAAAAGCCCGUGGCUCCUCUUCCAGAGGACCCAUGUUUGAUUCCUAGAACUCAAACUAACUCCAGCAUUGCCUUCCCCAACACCCCCCAUAACACACCCCCAUCCUCAGGCACUGCAUGACCUACAGAUGCAGAUAUACAUCCAGGAAAAAUACAUAAAAUAGAAUGGGGGAGCCUUGUAGAGGCUCAUACAAUACAUUUGAGAAAAGAAGAUACACACCCACCCCGGGCGUGCCUGUGAGGGAGUUGGAUUGAGGUGGGAAGAGCCAUUCUUUUUUUUCUACUUUUUUUUUUUUUUUUCCGGAGCUGGGGACCGAACCCAGGGCCUUGCGCUUCCUAGGCAAGCGCUCUACCACUGAGCUAAAUCCCCAACCCCGGGAAGAGCCAUUCUAAAUGUGGUAGCAUCCCACAGGCUGGGGUCCUGGGAUGAAUAGAGAGAAAAGGGUUGAGCACCAGCAUUCAUCCCUCCCUGUUUCCUGUUUGCUUCCUCAAAUUGGGAGCCAAAACACUCUCCCUUCUGUAAGUUGUCACCUAACUCACUGCAGCAACCAGAAAAGUAGCUAAUACAUCAGCACACACCAUUGUGGAUUGAGGAAACACCCAUGGAACAUCUGGUCAUACCCUGCUCCCUGAGGUCCUCCACAAGCUACUAAGGGUUCCUGUCCUAGGUCCCCUUCCCCGGUGCUUCUCCAAUGCAGGGCUUAAGCUGUAUUCAUCUGAAUUCACUCUUUGACAAAGUUCUGAACUGUUUCAGCUUCCCGCCCUUGGUGCUCACACAGACAUUUGCAGGAGAAAGCAAUGUCCUGGCAUCCCUAUGCUAAAAGUCUAUUGUGUGUGUCAGUCUGUCCAAGCAGCCAGUACCCAUUUAGAGAGCAGCAGCCAAGGGAGAAUCCUAAGCAAGAGAAAACUCUAGAGAAUCCAUAUCCUUAGAAUAAGCAGCAGCAGUAUAACCAGGAUUAUGCCUUUGGAUUGAAUUGGGUCUCUUCAAACUAUGGAAAUUCCAAUUCCCAAUACCUACAAUGUGACCUUUAGGGAAAUACGGUGUGUGUGCACACUCACGUAAAAAUGAGGCCAUUCAUGUGACUAAUCAAGUAUGACUGGUAUCUUUAUGAAGAACUUUGUGGCUAACAAGAUGGCUCAGCUCGUAAAAGCACACAGCCUGCACAGCCUGGCAACCUGAAUGUGAUCCCCAGAACCCACGUGGAGAGGGAAGACGAGAACUGACUCUCACUUCCACAUGUGCACUAGCCCCAACCCCCUCACACAUUCGCACUCACGCGCGCACGCACACACACACACACACACACACACACACACACACACACACACACACAAUUUUAAGAAUGUAGUGCUGGCAAGAUAGCUCAGCUCAACAGGUGAAGGCACUUACCACCAAGCUUGUGACCUGAUUUCAAUCCCCAGGUCCCGAACAGCACAAAGAGACAUUUAGAUUAUCUGUAGGGAGUCUGAGAAUAAAGGCAUCAAGCAAACCUGCCUCUCAGAGAUAGCAGUUCCCAUUUCUCAGAGUCUUAAAGGUAUGCUUCAGUCCCUGUCAAAGUUCUGACCAAGAGUGGACAAGCUAUGCUUUGAAGAGAAGCUGGCCCAAAACUACAAAGGCAUUUCCCCACGAUGCACAUGGAUCUGUGGUUAAGGUGUGUGUGGAUCUAAGGACACCCCAGGAACACCGGGGCUCCAAUGCUAAGCAAUCCUGCCUAGGAAAGCCAUGUCUUCUUACAUUAACAGUUCUUGUGGCGUGCCAUCCAGUGUACUUACCUGCAUGAGCACAUCUAAUUCCCACUAUGACCUAGUAAACUAGUAAAGCUAGAUUCCAGGUUAUUAACAACAAAUUUUAAAUAGGAUAAGCAGAAAAGGGGAACUGGAGCGGUUUCUCUUCACAUGAUCAUCUUUCUUUCUUUCUUUCUUUCUUCCUUCCUUCCUUCCUUCCUUCCUUCCUUCCUUUCUUUCUUUCUUUCUUUCUUUCUUUCUUUCUUUCUUUCUUUCUUUCUUUCUUUCUUUCUUUCUUUCUUUCUCCUUUUGGGCCAUUUCCUGCCUGGAAGAACAUAGUCACCAAAAGUGCUUACCUUACCUGUCCUCAAGUCUAGAAGAGAUAGCCAACCUAAGCUGGAAACUUCUAGUCAAAAGGACUCUGAACACCUUAGGCAGGCUCUAGUGCCCCUGGAUUGCUGAACUGUGGCCAGGAAUGAAGUCACACUGCAACCAGAGUGGAAACUUCCACACUGCACUAAAAUAUGAAGACAAUGGGAGGAGGGGAGAGUUUUCAGAACAGGACAGCAGGCUGAUAGUACAGUGAACAGUAGGAAUCUUCCAGGCUCAUGUUACUCUGCUAUUCCAAAGCUGAAAAUCAAAGAGGAUAAAGGAUUUGCCAGGCAGCAGAGGGGAGGUCAAUAGUGCAGACCCUGGAGAAGUGAAUCCACACUUUAUCAAAGAAAACAUAAAAACCAGAUAAACAUACAAAGAGUGAAGAGUCCACCGGUGCCACGGCCUUACAUUGGCGUAUACUCAGUUAUAAAAACAAAUAGUUCUGGGGCUGGCCCAGUAACUAAGAGCACUCAUAACCUUUGCAGAAGACCUGAUUUGGUCCCCAGAACCCAGAUGGUAGCUUACAAGCAUCUGGAACUGCAGCCCCAGAUCUGAUCACCUCUUAUGACUACCACAGGUGCUAGAGUGCACAUAACAUACAUGCAGGCAAAGCACUCACAUGCACACUUUAAAUUUCUCUACUGUUUUAUUUAUUUUGGUUGUUCGUGACAGUCUUUUGAUGUAGUCCUGGAUGUCCUGGAACUCACUAGGUAGACCAGGCUGGCUUCGAACUCAUGAAGAUCCUCUUGCCUCUGCCUCCUGAAUGCAGGAAUUAAAGGUGUGUGCCAAACAUAUGGCCACGUCUUUUUUUUUUUUAAACGCUUGUCUUUUGUAUGUGUGCUUAUGCAUGUAUGAUGUGCUUGUGCACACAUAUGAACCUAAGUGGGGUAUGACACAGUGUGUAUGUGGAGGUUAAAGGGCAAUCUUGGGUGUAGACCUCAUUUUUCACCUUGUUAGGCAUGGAGUCUCUUAUCACUGUUGCACAUGCCAAGUCCACUGGCUGCCAAACUUUUGGGUUUCUCCUCUCUGCUCCCAUCUCAUGGUAGGAGCCUCCAUAUCAGGCUUUAUAUAAGUUCUGGGGGUUAACACGUGUAUGGCGAACACUGUACUUUUCUAACCUGUGAACGUAUAUCUAUUGAUAGACACAAAACACAGACGAAUCUCUGGAAAAGCAGCCAGACUUGAAAGUGACUACUGAUACUUCUACCUGUGCUAUUCAAAGGAGACAGAACAAGUCUGAGAACAGAGAUAAUUCUGCCAGAAAUAAGGGAAGACAGGCUUCUCAACAGUGGCACAACCUUGUCAAGUGUACUGAGUAUGUAACUGCUGAAUGCCAGUGGGGGAAAACUCCAUCUCAAAGUUUUUGCUGAAGACAACUGUUGUAGCCUUUUAGGCAUUUUUCUUUUCUUCUGUUUCUUUUUGUUUUAUUUUGACACAGGGUUUUCACUAUGAUGUCUUGGCGGUCCUUGAAUUUGCUCUGCUGGGACUAAAAGCAUGUAACACAACUACACUGUCCUUUUAAGCACAUUGAACAUGUAAUUUGCCAUUUAAUAAUUGGAAAAAAUAAAGAGUUACAGGCUAAGAGUCAGUCUGAACUGAAUUUAUAUCACCUGGUCUGGUCACUGAUUCUUGAAUAUUUUUUGGCUUCCUCAAACCUAAAUAGCUGAGAAACUAGGGAACAUGGGCAGUUCUUUAGUGCUGGGGCUGUUACUUAGUCUGACUGUAGUAUCUAGUUACAUAGCUAGUAUGUGGCAGAACCUGGGGUUCCAGGUCUGUCAGCCACCAUGCUCCUGCCCUGCUUAGCAUUGCCUUUAAUACUUCUAAGCCACCCAUCAUGCUUCUGCGCCCUGGCUUUUCUUGUAGAACACAUUCAUCAGCAAGCAGGAGCACUAACUACAAACUGUAGGAGGAAGAACUAGAUGUUCUGCUCAAAUACAUUAUGAAAAAAGGGGGAAGCAGGGUGCUCCAGAGCUGCAGGUCUGUUCUGACAGGGAAGGCAGGUGAAGAGCUCCGAAGCCUCAGUGCAGGAGGGCAGGUGCAGACCCAGGCUGACUGUCUGUGGAUGUGUGGGUCGUUGCUUCUCCAAGAAUGGUGACAGGGCCUCCUUAUACACAGGAGGACCACAAAAAUCACUAUCUGGGGCGGUGAACAGAAACUAACGGAGAACAAACUCUAAGAAAUUGUACCUGAGCAGACAAAGGUUAAGAAAACAGAGGCCAGAUCCGCAGGCCUCUGCGCGCUCUUCCGGGCAUUCAUACCCCUAUUCCGUGGGUCUUUGGAGCCUGAAUUCCAUGGACAGUCGGACUAGAAGGGAGACUGUGAUGCUAGGGUGAAUUUCGUGAGAUUUUUGAUGAAACUGAGUCAUGAAACUGUAACCAUUGAAUUGAAGAAUGGAACACGAGUCCAUGGAACAGUCACAUGUAGAUGUCAACAUGAAUACGCACCUCAAAGCUGUGAAAAUGACCCUGGAGAACAGAGGACCUGUACAGUUGGAAACAUUGGGUAUUCGAGGCAAUAACAUUCGGUAUUUUAUUCUACCAGACAGCUUACCUCUAGAUACACUACUUGUGGAUGUUGAACCUAAAGUGAAAUCUAAGAAAAGAGAAGCUGUUGCAGGAAGAGGCCGAGGCCGGGGUAGAGGAAGAGGGGGUCCUAGGCGAUAAGGUCUCUCAAGAUUGCUGUUUCAAAUUGAUAAGGAAUUUGGGGUAUUUUUUGUACAGGUUUUGUUUGCUUGUCAGUUUUUAAUAAACAUAAGGAUAGGGAGAAAAAAAAAAAGAAAGAAAACAGAGGCCAGAGCCAAACUAAUAAAAAGCAAAGCUUAGCCCUGGCCAUUCAGACGCUGAAUCCCAGCAAUACACUCAAUGGGCAGGGAGCAUCUUAGGAACACCCUGGGUUUUCUCACGGCUUUUCUCUCUUUUGCUGUUUCUUUUUUCAAGACAGGUUCUCACUAUGUAGCGCUGGCUAUCCUGAACUAUGUAGACCAGGCUGGCCUCAAACUCACAGAGAUCUGUGUGCCUCUGCCUGAGUGCUGGGAUUAAAGGCCUGUGCCACUACCAGAUUUCCCACGAGUUUCUUAUGAUCACUUCUAAGCCCUUCCAGCAAACAUCCUGUGUGUGGUGCUUUCAGCCAUCUUUUGUCGGCCAAACACUAUGUAUUAGAGAAUGACCUUGAACUCCUGAUCCUUUGUCUUAAACCUCCCAAGUACUCCACCAUGCUCUCAGCCCUUUUGGUAGUCUUGAUUUCAGGAGCCAGUCCCCAGCUGUUCUCAGUUUCAAAGCCAAGAAUGAUAUGCUUGGAGCUCCCCUGCCUGCCCCGUACCUGGAUGUCAAACUUAGAAACUUAGAGGGAGAAAGUGACUAUGUGGAUGUGGUGAGGCUGUAAACAAAAUAUUUUAGCUUCACUUGAAGAAGAACUAGGACAACAGGUAAAGCUUGCAAUCCAUCAUUUUGAGUAGCUACUGCUGUCCAAAAUUGACAAACCAAGAAAUGGCAGCAGGAAUAUAAUUUUACAAUAUGAGGACAAUUGCUUUUAACAGAAAUUAGAAUGGUUAUCUUGGGGAUGAGAGAAAUUUCCCAAGGAGGGACUUUAGAGGACAUUCUAUCUUAAUUUGUAUAUACUAAUAAGUAUAUACAAAUCAAGCCAUACUCUUAAAUGCACACAAUUGGCUUAAGUUGCUGCCUCUUAGAAACAGAAUUGAAAUUACAGCGUGUGAUGGUUUGUAUAUGAUUAACCCAAGAAGUGGCACUAUUAGGAGGUAUGGCCUUGCUGGGGUAGGUGUAUCACUGUGGGCAUAGGCUUUAAGAACCUUGUCCUAACCUCCUGGAAGCCAGUCUUCUCCUAGCAGCCUAUAGAUGAAGAUGUAGAACUUUCAGCUCCUCCUGCACCAGGCCUUCCUGGAUGCUGCCAUGUUCCUGCCUUAAUGAUAAUGCACUGAACCUCUGAACCUAUAAACCAGCCCCAAUUAAAUGUCAUCCUUUAUAAAAGUUGCCUGGGUCAUGGUGUCUGUUCACAGCAGUAAAACCCUAAGACAGACAUUGGUUUCAGGGACUGGGGUAUUGCUGUGACGGACCUGACCAUGCCUUUGUUUGGAAAAAAUAUGGAUUUGGGGGACUUUGGAUUUGGAAAGCAGUGGAAUGCUUCAAGUGGGGUGUAAUGGGCCAUCCUGGUAGGAAUAUGGAAGAUCAUGUUGCUGAGAGUGAUUAGAAUUGUGCAGCCCUGGCCCAAGAAGUUUCAGGAGAAUUUCAGUAUGUGGCAUAGAGACUGUUUUUGUGGUAUUUUGGUUAAGAAUGUGACUGCCUUUUGCCCUUAUCUAAAGAGUCUACCUGAGGCUAAGGUAAAGAGAUUUUUACUAAUUGCAUUGACAAAUGAAGUCUCAAAAAAGCCCAACAGAGACUUUAUUCUCUGGUCUUAUAAAGAGCAUUUUAAUGAAAAGGAGCAAGCUGAGAGAGGAAAAAUACAAAAUAAAUGGUUCGAGUAUUACAGGGACACCAGGAAGUAGAUUGGAACUGAAUCCUCUAAGAGAUAACAGAUUAAGGGAAUGGGACUUUGGGGCAAGAUCCCACCCAGCUAAGUUUAGUUCAAUAUAUGAUGAGGCACACCUUUAAUUCAAGGAGAUAAAACCAAGCAGAUCACUGGGUUUAAGGUCAGCCUGGGACAGAGCAAGUUCUAGGUGAGGAAAAGUUUAAGUCCAGGCAUGGUAGUACACCUUCAAUCUCCAUAGACAGAUAUCUGAGUUCAAGACCAGUCUGGGACAGAGAAAUUUCUAAGUAGAGAAAAGCUUAAACCAAGGCAUGGUGGAUCACACCUUUAAUCCUACCAUUUAGGAGACAGGCAUGCAGACCACUGAGUUCAAAGUCAAUCUAGAGAACAAGUUCCAAGAUAACCAAGCUUAAGCAGAGUAAAUUCAUUGAAAACAGAAAGCUGGUGAUAGUAGAACAAGGGGGUCAUGUUCCAGGCUUUAGAGUCAAGAAUAGAUGGGACUAUUGGGACAAUUGAUGAUGGCUAGUUGGAGUUAAGAAAUUACAGUGGUUAAGAAGAGACCAGCAUCAUUGAGGUGAAAUUUGGGAAGUGUUUCCUGAGAGCACCAAGAACCUGUGUUCCAGAGAUAGCCAAGGUUGUACCUCAUACUGCAGCUGGACUUGGCAAUAUUUAAGAAUCACCCAGGUGGUAGUAGUCUUAAAGGUAUUAUGGGGUCAUGGAGAACAGUUGAAGGCCAUUGGUGAAGGUGCAGCCUCAUUUGCAGUUGAUGGCCAGGACUGAAGGGGUCAUGCAAAGGAUUUGAAGCUUGGCACCAUGAAGAGAGCCUAUGAGAGGCUAUUGGUGAAGCCUAGUUGCCAUGGAAGACUCCAUAUAAUAUAGAUGCUAGUACCACAGGAUGAUCACCAAGAACAUCUGCAGUAGUGCAGUGAAGUCAACCAGAGCCUAGAGUGCUACAGAGGGCAAAGCUGGAGAUGAGACCCAAGACCUUUGGAGGAGCCCAGAUGAUCACGUGUGGAUCCCAGAACAAGAAGUUCAAUUGUUGGAGUUGCCUUGGAGACCCCAAGAUACCAGAACUGUGUGAGGAAAGCUACUAACAGUCCAGGAGAAAGAAGUUUGUUGUAGCUAACAAAGAUGAAAAGGAGUUGGCGAUCUGAAGACCACUUUGACCUCAGACACGGAGAUGAGAGAGUUUGCAGUUUGCUCAGUUGGCUUCCUGUCUUGCUUUGGUUAAGUAAUUGGAUGAAUCUCAGAAGACUUUGAACUUUGGACCAUUACCAUAGUUAAGACUGCUAUAGACGACAGGGACUUUGGAAGUUGGACUAAAUGAACCUAUGGCCCUCACAGACUUAUGUGUUUGAAGAAGUUUAUGGGGGCAGGAAGGGAACUAAGCUUGGUCAAAAAGGUGGCACUAUUAGGUAUGGCCUUUUUUUGUGUCACCGUGGGCAUGGGUUUUAAUACCUUCAUCCUAACUGCCAUGCACAUUGCAGGCUUCGAGGUGGACUCAUGCCAUUUUUCCAACAGAGGAAAAGUCAUAAUAGAGGUCACGUGUAGGAGAAAGAAGACAGCACCAGCUCAUGAUCACAGAAGCUUCACUUUUUCCUUUUCCUACAGACAACCCUAUUCAGUUCUGUGCGGCCUGAAAUUCUAUUGCCUUCCUUGUUACCUAAAGAAUCGCCUAUCAUAGCAAUUUGUUUAAAAGACUCUUUUUCACAAUCCCCUUACAGGAACAAGGUAGAUUUACUUUCACAGUGCCCAUUCAAUGCCAAUCAAAAGGUAGCACAAGGAAUGUUGAAUAGUCCUCUACCUUGUACCAAUAUUUUGUACAACAGCCAAUGGAAAUAAUUCAUGAGCAAUUUCCUGAGUCCAUAAUUUACAAUUAUAUGGAUAUUUUGCUUUCAGAUUCAAAUAGAGAUAAACCUUAGAAAAAAAGUUACUGGGGUUGGGGAUUUAGCUCAGUGGUAGAGCGCUUGCCUAGCAAGCACAAGGCCCUGGGUUUGGUCCUCAGCUCUGAAAAAAAAGAAAAAGAAGAAAAAAAAAAAAAAAAGAAAAAAGUUACUGAAGCAAAGAGACUUUUACCUAAUUGGGGAUUUAAAAUUCUCCGGAAAAAAAUACAUAGAAGAGACUGUAUUAAUUAUCUAGGAUAUAAGUCUACAGGAAAUUCUACAACAAAAGGUAAAAUCAUAAGAGAACACUUAAGAACUCUUAAUGAGGGCUGGAGAGAUGGCUUAGUGGUUAAGAGCACUGACUGCUCUUCCAGAGGUUCUGAAUUCAAAUCCCAGCAACCACAUGGUGGCUCACAACCAUCUGUAAUGAGAUCUGAUGCCCUCUUCUGGUGUGUCUGAAAACAGCUACAGUGUACUUAUAUAUAAGAAAUAAAUCUUUAAAAAAAAAAAAAAGAACUCUUAAUGAGGACUGAAGAGGUGGCUCAGUGGCUCAGUAUUGACUUCUCUGACUUCUCUUCCAAAGGUCCUGAGUUCAAAUCCCAACAACCACAUGGUGGCUCACAACCAUCUGUAAUGGGAUCUGAUGCCCUCUUCUGGUGUGUAAUCAUAUACACUAAAUAAUAUUUUUAAAAAAGAAAAGAACUCUUAAUGAUCCAAGAAGGUAAUCAGCUGAAGCUGAUAAUUAGCUCUGGUAGAAAAUAAACUACAAAGUGCUCAUACAGACUGCCUAAAUCCAAAGACGGCUUGAAUGUUAGUUACCUUGUUGUCUUCUCAUUCUCCCUCAAAAAUUGUACAGAGAGAGAAUAAUGUCUGAUCCAUUUAUCCAAAUGGAUAAAAAUAUCCAUUUUUAGCACAUAGAGUAAAAAAAUUAAAGACCUAUAUAGAAAAAGUAUCUAAACUAAUCUUAAAAGGAAAAAAAUAAGACUUCAUCAGUUAGCAGAAAUAGAUCCAGCAGAAAUUAUGCUGCCUUUUAUUAAUGCUUACAUUGGCUCAUUAUGAGCAAAAAAUGAACAUUGGCAAAGAGCUUGAAGUACUUUUUUGGGGAGAAAUUAACAACAAAUACCCCAAAGCAAGCAACUUCAGAUUAUAAAAAGAACUAAUCAGAUUCUCCCUUAUAGAAUAAAAGGAUACCAAUUUCUGAGGCCCCUACAUUUUAUGCUGAUGCAAAUAUAGCAGGAAAGGCAGGAUAUAAAUCAGAAAAUAUAUGUAAGGGAGAUUAUAGAGUCCUUAUGAUUCCAUUUAAAUAUCAGAAUUAUAUACAGUAUUAUAUUUUCAAGAAUCUCUUAAUUUAGUGAUUGACUAUAUGUAGAGAAUUGUUUUUCAUAAACAAAGUGCUGAAUUUAUUCAGGAUGAUUCUGAAUUGAUUUCACUGUUUAUUCAACUACAAGUGAUCAGAAAUUGGAAUCAUUAAUAUAGACAUAUACUCAAGAAUUCACUGGGUAAGUGUUUUAAUAUCUGAAAAGGCUGAUUCUGUAAUUACACAUUUAUUACAAGUUAUGGCUAUUAUGGGAAUACCUGUAUAAAGAUUGAGAAUGCUUCAGCAUAUGUCUCUAAUAAAAUGAAAUAAUUUUUUUACAUAUUAUAAAACAUUAUAGGUAUACCACACAAUUCUCUAAGAGAAGCAAUAGUGGAGAGAUCUAAUCGUACUUUAAGAGAUACUUAACAAUCAGAAAUGGAUAACAAAGACCCCCCAGAGAUUGAUUAUAUAGCACUUUACUAACUUUUAAAUUUUAAAAUGCUUGUGAACAUUAACAAAAAAACCUAUAGCUGCUGAGAGACACUGGGUUAUAGAAAGUACUGAUGAACUAAAACAGCCUGUUUUAAAGAUCUCCUAACCUUAGAAUGGAAAACAGGAAAUGUGCUGGGGGAAGGAAUAUACCUAGAUUCCCACAGGGGAAAAAGCUCUAGUCGUUCCAAAUUGGUAGAAACCAGGUGGGGGCGACCCUCCUGAGGAUCUCAAUCACAGAAAAGGAAAUAAAAGACCAAGAUAGGUAAUGUAUUUGUUGACCUCUUUAUAUGGGAACAGCUCUAAGACUGGCUGAGACUUAAAUAUCCAUGUGUAGUCAGUAAAUUUUGUUGGCUACAAAGUCCUCAGGGCUUAUCAUGAUAUUCUUUCAUGGCAUAGAAUUUAUAUUGCAGUUUGUUUAUAAUCCAAAUUAGCCUAGGAAAGACAGAUGUCUUUUACCUGCUCAAAUAAAGAGCAAAGAAUCUUGGUUCUGGGUUAACUGCAAUGUGCACCUUGCAGAUUCCAUUAUGUAUGUUAAUACAAAACACCUGUAAAAGAUAUGUUCGCAGAAAAUAACAUCAAAAAUAGUGGUUCUGGGAAAGAUUCACCCUUAGGGAUACUGAGACACCUGAUAUUACCCCAAACUGCCUCAAUGUUGUUUGCUCAAGACUUCCAAUACAGCUUCAAAGAAAGCUGCUGAUCGCAAAUGACCUCAAUCCAUCCAGCUACAUUCGGAUUCAGCCAGGACUUCACUUAUGCCUAAGCUUUCUCAGAGUAUAGAAACUGGACAAAAAAAAAAAAAAGCUACAGCUAGCUUUCCUAAGAUUAAACAUUCUCCAAAUCUCUUUCGCCUCCAAGAAAUAAAUACUACAUCCCAAAUAAGCACGAAGCCAUUUUAAUAAACAAAGUUCCAUUAAGCCAGGGUUUUGGUUGUUCUAUUGAGUGGAGGAUGCUUAUUAUUAUAAAGGGGUUGGUUACAAGUUAUUAAAUGAUCUUGACUAGUGAGAAAACACGGAAUAGGAGGCUACACUUGGGAAUUUCUCUUUUCUUUUCUCUAUCCUUUCUUUCUUAUGUAAUGGGAGAAGGGGUAAAAAGAGAAAGGGAGCAGGGACAGGAUUUUACAGGAAUAAUAGGAAAGAUAGAUUGCUGAAUCUAAUGUUAAACCAAAAAACAGCUUAUAGCCAUCAUCUUACAUUAAUAUGGAUCUUUGAAUGUUGAUACAAAGUUAAAGUUAUACUUUAUUACAUUUGUGUAUUUUAGUACAUUGGUAUAAGGCUUUGUACACUGAUACAAAAUUUGAAGUUAUUUUUGUCACAACUUACUAUAUGUUAAGUUUCAGCUCUUAUAGUCAUUUGAAGAUGUAAAAUUCUAGUCCUUUUAAAAGCUGCUAUUACAAAGUGUUCAGCAUAAAUAUGUACUACAAGUUGAUAAAACAGUCGAACUUACAGUCAAAUACUGGACCAGUUUAUCACAAAAUAUGCUUCCUCGGUUAAACAGACAGUAAAUAGCUAAGAACAAAGUUUAUCUACUCAUAUGGUAUUGAUACAUAGUCUUCCAAACCUCAGAGACCUAACAGAAUAUGGCAUUUAUUUUAUUUAUUAAAGGCCUUUUUUGACAAGACAUGUCAGCUUCUGACAGCACCCCAUUCAACUUGGAAGAAGAGCAUCGAAGGACCUCCAUUUAAAGACAGCUUCAAUUAUGGCAAGCUAGCCAUGGGGCAAAGAAAAUGCCCUAACUGCAGCAUUCUGCAGACAGAAUACUGUCCAAAAUGGACAAAACUCGGGACCAGGCAAAGUCAACUGCCAAGCUCUUGCCAAUACAGGGUAAUUAAGUCCUUCAUAAUUCCUGCUUAACAAAAGUUUGUCAGAUAUACUGGUCCAGAAGGCUGAAGACAGAUGCUCCAAUGUUACAGACUUUUCUGGGGGACUGCUCAGGCAGCCAACAAUGUCUGUUAUUUGGAUAAUUUUGGAAGCAGCUUGCUUGUGCUUCCUAAAUAGUCAGGUAAUAUUUAUUCCUUCUCAAGUCUCUGGUGGGGUUGAACACUAGAUAGUGUCACAAUUAAACUAAGGUACAAAGAACUUAAGAAAAUGUUUUAGUUUCAGGAGAUGUUUUAAGGAUGGUAAAUCCAAUUUAUAAAGGCUGGAGUAGGUGAAAGUUGUAGGUAUUUUAAGGUUGGUGAAAAAGAUUAAAGGAUCUAGUAGUUUUCUUUUUUUUUUUUAAAUGAAAACUGGAGGAAAUUUUAAACAGGUGUCUUAAAAUUGUAAGUGCAAGCUAUGAAAGUUAAAGGAUUUAAUUGCUUAAGAUAGUAAUAAGAAAAGUACAGAACUGUGAACUCACCAAGAUAGGACAAAUAGAAUAAUUUCUUAUAGGUGCCAGAUACAAAUGGAUUGGGCAUUGUGAAUAUAAGUACACAAGAGAUUUCAUAAUUGUUUAAUAAUUGUCUUUAUUGAAUGCUACAGCCAACUGCUGUAGGAAAUAAAAGGCAGGCAGGUUUUUCAGUUACCUGGGUGGGGGUCGCAGAUAGAAACCACAAAGAGGUAAAAGGAGAGAAGCUUGACCAGCAGCAAGUGUCAGAAUGAAAAUGCCUCCCCGAAUACCAGACUGUUGGAGCAGAGCCCAGGAAGAUUCAAACAGCAAGUAUUUGGGAGAACAGUUGGAGAAGCAACCAGUCUACUGCUAGAGAAUUAAUUAGUUUAAUUCCCCAGUAACUGCGCAGAGCCUAAUAAAUAAAUCAUAGUUUUGUUUCUCAAUUGAUAGACAGGGAUAAGCCUAAUUCUUUUAUUUGACAUUGACGUUUAGAGAACAUUAUUGUGGUGGGGACUUGUGCACCCUGGACAUGAGAAUGUCAGAAUGUAACUUCUGGGUUUUUUCUCCUUCCGUGUGUGUUGCGGUGACUGAACUCAGGUUGUUAACCUUACCCUGCUAUCACUUUCACUUGUUGGGUCAUCUUGUCAGUACUAGGAGCAACUUUAAAAAAAAAAAUUACAAGGCCCUGGGUUCGGUCCCCAGCUCCGAAAAAAAAGAACCAAAAAAAAAAAAAAAAAUUACACACUUGGGAAUCAUACUCACAUUUGAAAGACGUUCUUGUUCUCAAUUGUAUAUUGUGCCUGUUAGGGUAGUGUCAGUGGACACCAGUUCCAGAUGACAGCAUGUGGCAUGGGUGUUGGGAACCUUACCCCAGUACUCAUGAGCAGUGUUCUUAACCUGAGUCCUCCCUCUAGCCCCAUAUUCACAUUUUUAAGGUACCAGUAUUUCUUUAUUUUUAUAGAAAUAGGAACUUUUAAAAGGCCAAGGAGUAGGCUGCACGUAAACAUUACCACUCAACAUAUGGAAAAUUUCUCACAUCCUAAAACACUCGCUGCUCAGCAGCAAGCCCUGAGGCAAAGGUUACAGGCUAUUUUUGCCUGUUCUAGUUUACAUGAAGAGAGCCGUACAGUGUUCUCUUCUGGGUCUAGCUCCUUUAGCUGAGUAUACUAAGUUACUCACUGGUAAAUACAUUAGCAAUUUUUCCUUUGUGUGGAUGUUAUCGGUUUGUCGGAUUUCUAAUUGAUGAAUCUUUCAAAUAUUUGGAUUACUGUAAACACAACUACUGUAAGUAUUUAAAUAUAAACCUUUGGAGCCUCAUGGUUUUGUUUCCUUGGGUAGCAAGACGACUGAACUAUGUUAUGGACUCGCUGAACUUAGAAGCAGCAGCUGUGCCAUUUUCAGUCCUGUUCGGAGUUCUAGCUGCUCAUCUCUAUAUAGCACUUGAUAUUGCUAUUCUGUCCCUCUGUGGGCCAUUUCAGUAGGUAUACAGUGGUACCUCAUGACUGAUGGUCUUUAGGUUCUUUUGUGUAUGUAUCCACUGGUGUAUCUAUAUUUGUGAUUCUGAUAAUGUUCAGAGAUCAAACCUUAAGAAAUAUUAAAACACCCAUCCAUGUAUGUGUCAGGCUAGAUCAUUUUACUUAUUCAGGUCCUUGGGCUUAUAUUGCAGGAAUGGACUCCCCAGCCCAGGCAGAACAUUUUAAAGUGGUAAGUUAGGUAAAAAAUCCAAGAGUUCCUCUCAACUUUUAAAUUUUCAAGACACACAAGUUAAGAAAUGAAAAUAAACAUAUGUAAAGCUCUCCUAAUACUUAACAUUUUACAUAUUAUUUUUAUGUGUUGGUGGAUACAGAACUGGAUCAUUUGAAAAUAAGUACCAGACAUCAUGUCUCACAUGAAUACUAAAAAAUGAGAUGUUUUUUAUGUAGGGCAAGUUUAUCAUUACACAAAUUAACAAGCUCUAUCCAGUCUACAUAAUCUCUCAGUUUCUCUACCUUUUUCCCCCUUGCUUUUUUCCUAAAAAGGGCAGGAUCUAUUGUAGCCCAGGUUACCCUCAGAAUCAUAGGAAUUCUCCCGACUUUCAUGUGUCUAGAUUACAGGCAUGAACCACCAUGCCCAGCUAGUCAAAAAUCUCUUUUAUUUAUAUCUAAUUAGACUAUAAACAUGGUUAUUGGUUAACCGAAAUCUUUGACUUUUUGAGGAAAUUCAGCCAGUUAUUUUGUAAAAUGAAAUUCUGAACUUACCUUAUUGUCUAUAAAAUUGAAUUUGGGAGUAGAUUCACUACAGGCCUAUUUUUGAGAUGGAUCCGUUAUGUGAUUUAAAGCCACACUUUUACAAGUGUGCUUUGUGUAAAGCUUAAAAAGGCUGCCAAGGCAGGUGUUGAACUUCAAAUCCACCUCAGCUUCCCCACUACCCUCAAUUAUGGGGCUGGAGCAGUCACCACGCCUCACAAACACUUGAGGAAAUAACUUUUACAAUGCUGGGAACUAAAACUGGGUAUCAUACCGGGGGGUGGGGGGCUGGGGUGUGCUUUAUCCAACCUUCAAGUCAUAACUCACAUAAAUAUAACUCACACCCCAAUUUUGCUAACUAUAAUUAUUUCACAGUUCAAAAGAAAAAGAUAAAGUAAAAAAAAAAAAAAAACUGUAACAAUGGUGUUCUGGAAAUAGGGUGGCACCACAUACAGUUAUUCCUUCAUUCAUUUUGGCUUUGUCCCAGGCAUUACUGACGCGCCCUUCUAUAAAUGUGUUCACUUAGUAAACUGGAAACUUGAGUGCCUCCACCUAACCUUAAACUUGUGAAGCACAUGCCUCAGCCUUACAAAUGUUUCAGCAUUGAGAUAACAGGCAUAAUCCACCAUGCUUUUGUUCCUUCCUGCUGUUAAAAAAAAUAAAGUUAAAACUAUACCUGCUGGUUUGUGCUUUGCCUAUGUUCCCAACAUUUAGGAGACCAAGUCAGGAAGUUUGCAAUUCAAGGUCAGGUAAGGACACAUAAGCAAAAUGUCAUCUCUAAAACUCAGAAAAUCUAUUAUCACACAAAUUAGUUUUCUGCUCUUUUACAUUCACAAAGGGCCAAAUUACUGUCAUCAAAUUUUUGGGACUGACCCCCCCACCCUUUUGAAAUAAUACUUAAACAGGGUUUCGUUGUUCACAUCAAUAAUCUUGGGCAGUGAGGCAAAGGCUCAAAGGUCCAGGAGUUCAAAGUCAUACCCAGUUACACAGUGAAUUCAAGGUCAGCUCACACUACAUGAGAUCUUACUCUCCAAAAAUUGAUCCUAAUAUAUAUUAACUUUACUAGUUAAUAUAUUACUUCCCCUGUAUUCUAGAAGAAAAGGUGUUUGUUAACUAUUAGGUGGUCAAGAGUAGGGAAUUAGCUCUUUAAUGCAGAAACUGCUGGUUUCAAUAUGUUGGUUACAUAUUGUUUUUAUUCAGGCUUGUCAAUUAAAAAAUACAAACAAACAACUCUUAGCUGCUUCUACAAGUUCAAUCUUUCCUUACAGAAGCUGUUAAACACAGCUCUGAAGUAGUGUAGUAUAGUCAGCAAGAGGUUUUGGUGGGGCAACAGUCCAUCUGGAAUCCACAAUUAAAUGUUUACUUCCUUUGGUGCCUUGUACACAGAAAGGCACUGUUAAGGAUGUUACAAAAUAGAGAAUACCCACAGCAAAUAGUUCUAGUGACAACUUACUGAACAAGUUACAGUAGUGGUGGUGAUUCUUUUCAUUUUAUUUUUUUUACACUUAAGAGUAUAGUCUUUAAACUAUGCACACAUACCCCCUGCACACACAAAACAAGUGCUUUUGAAACAGUCCCUGCCCCCAUCCCCCUCAAUAUACUGAACGCAGCAGUUUAAUAGAACAAAAAACCAAAACCAAAAACAACAAAAAAAAUCAAAAACAAAAA
Rattus norvegicus (Norway rat) is the source of this 19297-nucleotide messenger RNA. Lineage: Eukaryota; Metazoa; Chordata; Mammalia; Rodentia; Muridae. The record is from RefSeq and is a predicted model, not a curated record.